UCUAUGAAGACUGAAUAUAGUAAAGAGAUCACAAACAUAUUACCUAGAAUCAGUUAAACUCAUUGCAUAAAAGUACCACAACCAUAAGUAUUUUUUUCUUUGCACUUGUUUAGAUGAUAAUUGUUAUGAGUAGUCCUUAUAUGGUAGUCACGCCAUCACGUGACUAACAAGCAACCCUGUAAGCCUGCGAUGUGAUUUGAAUAAAUUAGUCUGAAUGUGAUCUUGCCGUAGCCUGUAGUCCUGUUACUAUUACAGCCAUAACUCAAAUCAUUACAUGGUACCAGGAGUCGGAGGUCCAGGGCGACAAUAAUCAUAGAUAUGGAGAAAAUCAAGCCACCGCCAGAACUAGACAUGGAUAGUCGGAAUUUAGCGGAAGCAUGGAGAGAGUUUGAAGAGAGCUGGGAGCUGUACGAGAUAUCGAGUGGGCUAACAACAAAGGAGGAGAAGGUCCAAGUGGCCACACUUUACAGUAUAGUGGGGCUGAAAGCCCGAAGAGUUUUAAAGACGCUACCAGGAAUACCAGAGGUGAUAGCAGAGAGAAAGGUCAAAGACACCCUGAAGGCCCUAAAGGAUUAUUGUAUGCCGCGCACGAAUGUAACCUAUGAGAGGUACAUUUUCCGAACAACCACUCAAGGGGAACGGCAGUUCGAUACAUUUCUAACCGAGUUGAGACGCAAGGCCGCGCUGUGUGACUUUGGUGUAAUAAAGGACUCGCUCAUACGUGAUCAAAUCGUUAUUGGAACCAACAGCCCUACGCUGAGGGAGCGACUCCUCCGUGAACCGGAUUUAACCCUCACGACAGCCAUAAAUCUGUGCCGAGCUUCAGAGCAGGCGAUUGAGCAAUCGAAGUUGAUCACGAGGCCAGAGCAGUCACAGGAAAUCAAGGAAAUUGAUUCGCUAAACGCAAGAGCUCCGACACAGAAUCAGAACAAGGGACAGAGCUUCAAAUGCAGAUUUUGUGGGCUGCAACACGAUCAGGGGAAUUGCACAGCAUACAACGCAACCUGCCAUCGGUGCAAGGAGAAAAAUCACUUCGCCCGCUGUUGCACGAGGAAACUCCCCCAACCGCAAGCACAUCAACAACAGCGUGGUGCUUCUAGAGCUAUCCGCGAGGUCGAGUUACAAGAGCAGCAAGACCCAAACAACCUGUAUAAAGAAAUCGAGAGCCUUUACAUCGAAGAGAUCAAAAGUAGCAACAAGAUAAAGUGUGUGGAACAGUGCCUGAGUUUGAAUGGGAAGAACGUGACUUUCAAAUUAGACAGCGGCGCAGAAUGUAACGUGAUCCCGGAAGCGGUUGCGAAAGAACUUGACUGCACGAUCGAACAAACAGCACUCAAACUACGAGCUUUCGAAGGAAACCCCCUAAAAACUGUAGGCAAAUGCUAUAUAGAUACACUUGUCCAAGGGCAAGAUAGCCCAAUCGCAGUUGAGUAUUAUAUAGUAGAGCACAAUAUUAGACCCAUUUUAGGCGUAGAAACGUGUCUGAAGUUAGGUUUAAUCACAUUUAGUGGUGGUGCGCGAGCGCAAGGUCUUAGCAUAGAUGCGCUAGAGCAGCCACGCAACCUCCUGGAUCAGUUUGAGGAUGUUUUCACAGGUCUGGGAUGUGUUGAGGGUGAGUAUGAUAUCUGCCUCAAAGAGGGCGCAAGUCCUACAAUUCAGCACCAACGAAAUGUUCCACUGCGUUUGAUAGAGCAGUUAAAAACCACCAUCAAUGACCUUGAGCAACGGGAGGUAAUCAAAAAGGUCAACGAGCCAGUUGAAUGGGUGAGUAACCUUGUUAUUGUAGAGAAGAAAGAUAAAUCCCUUAGACUAUGCCUAGACCCCCCUGAUUUAAAUGAAGCCAUUGUAAGGGAAGAUUAUAAACCGCCUUCAAUCGAGAAAAUAUCAAGCACCCUUAAUGGGUGUACGGUAUUUACAGUUGUAGAUAUGUCCAGUUGCUAUUGGCAUAAGAAGCUGAGUGAUGCAGCAUCAUUACUCUGCACAUUUAACACGCCCUUUGGUAGGUUCCGGUUUUGUAGAAUGCCAUUUGGAAUUUCAUGUGCUAGUGAAGUGGCACAAAAAAUGGUAGAGGAGCAUUUUGGUGACAUAGAAGGUGUGCUUCCUGUUUAUGAUGACAUUAUUAUUGCAGGAAAAACGACAGCCGAGCAUGACAGAGCCCUACACAAGGUGCUUGAGAGAGCCAGGGAACGCAACAUCAGAUUCAACAAAUCCAAGAUACAGUACCGGCUAGACAAGGUUGACGCCUCAAAGAGUGGACUUGGAGCCUGUUUGCUCCAGAAUGGUCAACCAGUAGCAUAUGCCUCCAGGGCCCUGACUAGUGCAGAGCAAAACUAUGCACAAAUAGAGAAGGAGUUGCUUUAA
Nematostella vectensis (starlet sea anemone) is the source of this 2361-nucleotide messenger RNA. RefSeq lists its product as uncharacterized. The record is from RefSeq and is a predicted model, not a curated record. Lineage: Eukaryota; Metazoa; Cnidaria; Anthozoa; Actiniaria; Edwardsiidae. The coding region runs from base 319 to 2361 and encodes 680 amino acids. The transcript is spliced from 2 exons.